Clunio marinus is the source of this 450-nucleotide messenger RNA. NCBI's taxonomy places the organism in Eukaryota, Metazoa, Arthropoda, Insecta, Diptera, Chironomidae. The record is from the annotation of a GenBank genome assembly.
AUGAUGACGUCGCAAUUCCGUUGGUAUUUGAAAUUAGGUCUAUACAUUACAACCUACAUAUCUUCUUUUGGUUUUUGGCCUCAUCCCGAUGGUUUUCGCAUUAUAUAUAAUCAAUGGUCAGAUUUUGAUCCGAUAAAAGAAAAAUUAUUACCUAAAUUUAACGGUGGAAAUGCUAUCUGUGAACUUUCAAAAUCAUCAGCACAAUGCAAAAUUGUAACACGAAGAGAAUUUGACCCGUUUGCUCUUAAUCAUGCAAAUUCUUCAUUGCAGUUGGAAAGAAAUGUUCAAUGUUCUGUUCAAGCUUAUAUGAAUAGAACAGAAAAUAAAAUCGAUGUUGGAAAAGGGCAGAAUAAGUUGAUAACCAUUAAUGGCUGUGAAACUUAUUUAGAAUUUAUUAAAGAAUCUCAUCAAAAAGAUAUCUUAAAACUUAGAUCUUCAUGUGCUACUUAA